Messenger RNA from Girardinichthys multiradiatus, 1227 nucleotides. It is a transcript of the gene gstz1, whose product is annotated as glutathione S-transferase zeta 1. Lineage: Eukaryota; Metazoa; Chordata; Actinopteri; Cyprinodontiformes; Goodeidae. The transcript is spliced from 10 exons. Gene Ontology annotation, cellular component: cytoplasm; mitochondrion. Gene Ontology annotation, biological process: L-phenylalanine catabolic process; glutathione metabolic process. Gene Ontology annotation, molecular function: maleylacetoacetate isomerase activity; glutathione transferase activity. The record is from RefSeq and is a predicted model, not a curated record. The coding region runs from base 303 to 953 and encodes 216 amino acids.
AACAACUAAUGUAACCUGGAGCUGAACAGUGACCAACAGGGUUGUGUUCUUAGUAACAACUUUCAGUCUAGCUUUUUCUGCUGUUAUUGUUUUCUUCUUAUAAGUGUAAGAAAGCCGAAUUAAUAGCGAAGUGUUCACAACACAACAGACGUCUCAAUGAUGCAAAGCCAUGGACCAAAGUACAAGUAGGAGGGAAUUCAGGGACACAUCCCAUUGGCUGCUGGAGGGGAUGGGAAUUUAUAGGAAAAAAACAUGCAACACUUGAUUGUCUCUAGUUGAGACUUUACUAGAUUCACGGAGCUAUGGCAACCCAAACCAAGCCUGUACUCCAUGGAUACUUCAGAAGCUCCUGCUCCUGGAGGGUCCGGAUUGCUUUUGCUCUUAAGGGCAUUGAAUAUAACCAUGUUGCAGUCAAUCUUAUCAAAGAUGGCGGUCAGCAGUUUACAGAGCAGCACAAAACAUUAAACCCCAUGCAGCAGGUUCCUGCUGUGGAAAUUGAUGGCACCACUCUUUUUCAGUCUCUUGCAGUGAUCCAGUACAUUGAUGAGACCAGACCAGGACCUCGUCUUCUUCCUGUGGACCCGAAGGCUCGUGCCCAGGUUCGGAUGAUAAGUGACCUUGUUGCCUCGGGGAUACAGCCUCUGCAGAAUGUAUACGUACUCCAAAAGAUCGGAGCAGAGAAGUUACCAUGGGCGCAGCACUUCAUUAACCGUGGUUUUCAAGCUUUAGAGACCAUUCUGAAGGAAACUUCAGGCAAAUACUGUGUAGGUGAUGAGAUUUCCAUGGCAGACCUUUGUUUGGUCCCACAAGUCUACAAUGCUCAGAGGUAUAACGUGGACGUGAGCCAAUAUCCGACCAUUAAAAGGAUAAAUGAGACCCUGCUUGAGAUUGAAGCUUUCAAACUGAGUCAUCCAUCUCGCCAACCUGACACACCUGCUGAUCUUUCAGCAUGAACUGAUGAUAGUGUGGCACAAGUACAGUGUUAAAUAAAAUGCUUUAAAGAAGUGUUUUAUUGAAUCAACAUUAAAUAACAAUGAAACUCAAAAUAUUCCAUACAAAUAUAUUUCCAACAUCAAAUAACUCAGAUUUGUAAUAGGCAAAACAUGCAAAUGAAACAUUUGUUACGCAAAGUGCAAGACCUCAGAAAUCAGUGCAUACAUUUUAUUACUGGUGCACAAUCUGUGGUUACACUCUGAUUUAUGACCAGAAUAAAGCAAAAGAAACCUA